CUCUGAUCUCAGGUGUUGUUGAAACUCAGGCAGACACUGAAUCUCUGCUGAGGAACCUGAACCACCUGAGGAACACACCUGGACCUGCAGAGUUCUCCUAAACACACCUGGACCUGCAGAGUUCUCCUGAACACACCUGGACCUGCAGAGUUCUCCUAAACACACCUAGACCUGUCGAGUUCUCCUGAACACACCUGGACCUGUCGAGUUCUCCUGAACACACCUGGACCUGCAGAGUUCUCCUAAACACACCUAGACCUGUCGAGUUCUCCUGAACACACCUGGACCUGCCGAGUUCUCCUAAACACACCUGGACCUGCAGAGUUCUCCUAAACACACCUGGACCUGCCAAGCUCUCCUGUACAGACUGCUGAGUUCUGGGACAGGUGAUACGAGGAGGUGCAGGUUUCUGAAGAUGAAGCUGCAUGUGAAGAUUCAGCUGCUGACAUUCAGCUCUGAAGUUUUAAACUUCAUCUUCCUGUUUGUCUUCAGGAGCGGGAGAUGAAACCUCACAGGAAGGAGAUGAUGUUAAAGACGAACCCGUCAGAGCAGCUUCAUUCAGAAACAUGUGACUCAGUUAAAGGUCCAAUCAGUGAGCUGUGUAGAGAGUGAGAUGAUAAAGGCUCUGGGUCUGAGCGUGUUCUUGUGUGGACUGUGGAUCCUGUUCGACAUAAGGAACCUGCUGACUGCCCGCCCCUCAGAUGAGCUGCGUACCGUGGGGGCGGGACUGAUGAUUAUGGGUGGCGUGGUGGGCGUGGUCAGUGUGGUUGGAUUUGUCUCAGCUGUUAAAGAAAACAAAAUCCUGCUGCUAACGUACCAGGGCUUCCUCAUCGUCCUCGUCUUCGGUCAGCUCUUCAUCACUCUGCUGUUGCUCCUGAACAAAGGCAAGAUUGAGAAGAAGGUGGACAACACGCUGGACCACCUGAUCGUCCACUACAGAGGAGACACAGAGAGUCAGGACACGCUGGUGGACAACAUCCAGCACUACGAGAUGUGCUGCGGCGUCAUGGGCCCUUCUGAUUGGCUGAAGAACUUGUUCCUCAAGAACCUGACCGAUCUGGAUUCACUCCCAUGUUCAUGUUUCAACUUCAGCCGAAACUCCACAAGGUGGUGCUACAAGCAACCGGAUAACGUAAUGUACAGAGAGGGUUGCAAAGAGAAGGUCAAAUAUUGGCUGCAGGAAACAUUAACACCAUCACGGCAUGUCGUCGGUCUCAUGUUUAUCCAGAUGGUUCUGUUUGUCCUCAUGGUGUCUCUGUACUACGCGAUCAAAAGCAAAGCUGCUUUGAAAAUAAAUCCUCCAACGGACACUGACCACGCCCCCCUGGACCCCUCCCCGAAGACGACCUGAUUAAUGGAGAGCAGAACUACAGUUACAUAGAUCCUGAUGAUGGCUACAUUGACCCUGCCCACCCAGCACAUCUCCAUGAAUAGCCAGAGCCUGUAGAGCCCGCACACUUUUUAUACGAACAGUUAAUGAAUCAAUAAAAUCUGUAAAUUUAAACAAAUGGAGCAGGAUCAAACCGUUGGUACAGCAUUUAUGGUUCUAUGGGGGCUUGUGAAUGACGUUUUUUACUGUUUUGCUUGCAAAAAGCUUCAAUGCAAAGUAUUUUUAACUGCAUUGGCUCUGUUUGUGUGUGUGCCUGUGAGUCCAUGCGGGUGAGGAAACCCCUUGCCAGAUUUGGUAUCCAAUCACUAUGAAUUAAAGUUUGAGGACGCUGAAAAGA
Molecule: messenger RNA, 1727 nt
Organism: Labrus bergylta (ballan wrasse)
Lineage: Eukaryota; Metazoa; Chordata; Actinopteri; Labriformes; Labridae
Source: RefSeq, a predicted model, not a curated record